Messenger RNA from Dicentrarchus labrax (European seabass), 2568 nucleotides. RefSeq names its product GRIP and coiled-coil domain containing 1 (gene gcc1). Gene Ontology annotation, cellular component: Golgi apparatus. The transcript is spliced from 4 exons. Bases 215 to 2347 code for a protein of 710 amino acids. NCBI's taxonomy places the organism in Eukaryota, Metazoa, Chordata, Actinopteri, Moronidae. The record is from RefSeq and is a predicted model, not a curated record.
UGAACGCAGCAUCAGAUUCCCGCCUCCUUCUCCUCCUCCAGUUCCGGUUCGGACCAACAUGGCGGCUGUGAGCUGACAGCCGACCGCUCUCGACAUCAAACUAAACCAGUCCGUCCCAGAUGAACCAGUUCUGGUCCUAUAUGAUGCUGGAUCCAGUUUGACCCGACUCUGACAGACCAGCAGUCCAAUCUGACCCCGGUAGACCAUCAGAGUCAUGGAGAAGUUCGGGAUGAGUUUCGGGGGCGGUCCCAGCAGGAAGGACUUGAUGGACACCAUCGAGUCCCAGAAGAAGCAGCUGGUCCAGUACCAGACCCGCUUCAAGGAUGUGGUCCGGGCCUAUAAGAGUCUGCUGAAGGAGAAGGAGGCUCUGGAGGCCAGUCUGAAGGUCCUCUCUGUGUCCCAGGAGGUGGACCUGAACCAGCACGGCCAGGGCGCCACCGUCACUGUCUCAGACCUCCCAGAGGACGGCUGCUCACUGCACAGCGAGGACAGCGUGGACACUGCGGCGUCUGUGGACACGCCCAGUGAGACCACCAGAGGGGACCAGAGUGAGGAGGACCAGGGAGAACCAGGAGGAAGAUCCAGCUCAGUGCUCCUGAGGUCCGACCCCGAUGCCGGCGGCUCCGAGACCAGCAGCAUAGGGGCGGAGCAGCAGCAUCAGGCCACGCCCCCUCCCAGCGUGGAGGCAGACCGCAGAGUUGCCCAGCUGAAGAGUCAACUGAGCACGCUCACCAGCUCCCUGUCCACGGUGACGCAGGAGAAGUCCCGGAUGGAGGCGAGUUUUCAAGCCGACAAGCGUCAGCUGAAGCAGGGGGUGGAGGAGCUGCAGGAGCGCCUGAGCAGCAUCACGACGCAGCAGGAGGCGGAGCUUCGCGCCCUGCAGCAGCAGUUAGCCGAGAGCCGCGCUCGUAUCAUCACGCAGCAGCACGAGAGGGAGCAGGAGCAGGGAGACCACGUCCAGCAGCUGCGAGAGCUGCAGAAGAUCCUGCAGCAGGAGAGAGACCUGCGACAGGACGCUGAGCUCCGCCUACAGGACGCCAACGCCACACUCCUCGUGACAUCACAGGCGAUGGACCGGGGGGCGGAGUCUGAGGCUCACCUGAACAAAGUGAGGGAGGAAAGAGACGAGCUGAGGAGGAGGCUGCAGGUCGCCGAGGAGGACCAGAAGAAACCAGAUCCCAGAGUAAACGAACUGCAGCGAGAACUGAAGGAGCUGAAAAACCACUUCCAGCAACAGAUCUACAUCGAGACCAGGAAGGUAAGAGUGAGACCAGAACCGAGUAAAACCAGGUCUAGACUAACUGUAACAGGUCCACACAGUCUGCUGACUCAUCACUCUGUCUGUGUUUGCAGGCGUUGGAAGAGAGCUGAACUGAUGCUGGCGGCUCAGAGAAACCCGGACCAGAACAUCCAGAACCUGGCAGAGACCGAGGCGGAGCUGGGCAGGGACAAAGGCUCGGCGCUGGCCUACCAGCAGGAGCUGCGGCAGCUUAAAGACGAGUUUGAGCGCUACAAGCUGCGAGCGCAGGUGGUGCUGAAGAACAAGAACGUCAAAGAUGGCUGCCAGGCGAAGGAGCUGGAGGAGGUCCGGGACCAGCUGUCGGAGCUGAAGGAGAAGUACAUCAACCUGCGGAUCCAGAGCGACGAGGCCGAGACCCAGCACCGCCGCGAGCUGGAGGAGCGGCAGCAGCAGGCGGCGGCGCUGCAGCAGACUCACAAACAGGAAGUGGAGAGGUUGGAGAUGCUGCACCGCGACGACCUGCUGCGUCUGGAGGCGGAGCUUCACAAGCAGAGGGAGAGGACCAUGGCGCUGCUGGACGAGAAGGACCAGGAGCUGGAGAGGCUGCGGGCCGCCGCGCACAGCUGCAGCAACGACGCAGACCACAUGGCCGACGACGGGCACGAGACCGGCCCGGAGAGCGAGGGCGACAACAUCAGCCAGGCCCUGCGGCGGGCGGCGCCCAACGAGCCCACGCUGCUGCUGUACGCCGAGCAGCUGGCCCGGAAGGAGGUGGAGGUGGGCGGACUGCGGCGGCAGAAACACCGACUGGAGGACGACCUCCACCAGCUGCAGGCGAGGCUCAUCGCCAACGGAGAGCGCCACGACGAGGAGGCGUCGGAGCUGCGAGGACAACUGGACAAACUGAUGAGAGAUCAGAGCCGAGAGGGCGCCAACAUGGAGUACCUGAAGAACGUCAUCUACAAGUUCCUGACGCUGCAGGACGCCAGCGGGAGGCAGCAGACGCUCUCCGCCAUCCUGACCAUCCUGCACUUCAGCCCGCAGGAGAAACACAACGUCCUGAGGCUGCAGGCGGCGAGCUGGUGGACCGCCGGCAAACGGAAAUAAAAACACAGUUUGUGUCCUGAUGAAUCAUCGGAUGUUUAAAUUGAUAGAAAAAGCGAAUGGAGUCUGGUUUCUAUCUGAACUGUAUAUAAGAAUAUAUUAACAAUUAUAAGACAGAGUGUCACUGUGAGUAAAGGAAGUGAAAGUUGAUGAAGUUAUUGAUCACUAAUAUGUAUAUUUUUGAUUCCCUUGUUGAAAUUAAACUAUUUUUCCUGCUUCACAAA